This is a messenger RNA of Gopherus flavomarginatus (Mexican gopher tortoise), 2190 nucleotides long. It is a transcript of the gene RIC3, whose product is annotated as RIC3 acetylcholine receptor chaperone. Lineage: Eukaryota; Metazoa; Chordata; Testudines; Testudinidae. Gene Ontology annotation, biological process: protein localization to cell surface; synaptic transmission, cholinergic. Gene Ontology annotation, cellular component: neuronal cell body; neuron projection; intracellular membrane-bounded organelle. The record is from RefSeq and is a predicted model, not a curated record. The coding region runs from base 124 to 1296 and encodes 390 amino acids. The transcript is spliced from 6 exons.
CAGGGGCCACAGCCCGGCUGUUAGCCUAGGAGCCCGCUGCCGGUUCCCGUUGCGGUGCGUGGUUUCCGGUCGGUUGAGGGGAGGCCGGGCUCUCUCUGGCGCGUGCGGCCGUUGGGGGCGGCCAUGGCGUAUCCGGCCCUCCGGAAGGUGGCGAUGGUCUCCUGCCUGGUGCUGUGCGUCUCCCUGCUCCUGCCUAGGACCUUCCUGUCCCGGGGCGGGAGGCAGGAGCCCGGCACCGCGCCGCCUACCCCGCCCGAGGGGAAGACAAGUCGUUUUCCACCAAUGAUGCAUCACCAGAUGGCCCCCGAUGGCAGGUCUUCUGGUGCUCAUUUUCCAAGGUCUCACCUGGCAGAGGCAGUUGCAAAGGCCAAGGGUGGUGGAGGUGGUGGAGGAGGAGGUGGCAGUGGGAGAGGUCUCGUGGGGCAGAUCAUACCCAUUUAUGGAUUUGGAAUCCUUUUAUACAUACUGUACAUUCUGUAUAAGCUCUCUUCCAAGGGAAAAACCACUACAGUGGAGAGGAAAUCUCCUCCUAUACCUGGAAACAUGAAUAGAAAAAUCACUGACUAUGAGCUCACGCAACUACAAGAAAAGCUGAGAGAGACUGAGGAGGCUAUGGAAAAAUUAAUCAAUAGAGUAGGACCUAAUUGUGACAGCAGGGCCCAAAAUGUUACAACAGACCAGGAAAAGAGAUUACUCCAGCAGCUCCGAGAGAUCACUAGGGUCAUGAAGGAAGGUAAACUCAUAGAUGGCAUCUCCCCAGAGAAGGAAGCUGAAGACGCUCCUUAUAUGGAGGAUUGGGAAGGUUAUCCAGAAGAGACCUAUCCUGUCUAUGAUAAUUCUGAUUGCUUCAAGCAUAGACAGGACACAAUCCUUGUGGAUUACCCUGAUCUGAACGAGCCCUCUGCUGAAGAGAUAGCUGAAAGAAUGGAGGUUAUGGAAGAUGAGGAUUAUUUGUGUAGUGAAACUUUACUGUCUGAUCUCACUACAGAGUGUGAAAGCCAUGAUAUGGGACAGAAAAAGGCCCAGCAGAUCAGCUUCAGUGACCAAGGUGGUGUCCUCCAUCACAACCAUAACUUUGAGAAGUGCUACUGUUGCCACUAUGAAGAGGAUGAUCCUGCUGUCAUAGCAGAGAAUGCUGGGUUCCAUGCUGACAGCUGCAGUGAGGCUGAAGACACAGCCAAAGAUGAUCACUUCAUAGAUUCUGACAAUGAAAAUUCAGGACUGAAAAGCCAAAAAGCCAAUGAUCCAGAUGCAGUAGGCACGCUGAGAAAACGAAACACAAAGGGACUUGAGUAAUGGGGACCACCACGUGUGGCUAUAGCAAGAUUCCUCAAACUCUCACACCUGUGCUCUUUGUUCUUGACCACAUUUAUCUUCUCCGUUUCCAGCUCUUGGCACUAUUUCCAGUCCCUUGGCCUGAUCCCUUGACCUGAACUGGAAGCUAAUGGGCCUCUUUAAAUUACUCCAUUAUUACCUCCAGCACUUGCUUGCUAGAGGCUGCUAUGAACAGGAACAGACGAUGAUGCUGUUCCAAUAUCCACACUCUGUAUUUACUUAAUCCUGUGUGAUUACUGCCUCUGAAUAACCACCUCUUCCUCUGAAAUGUUAGCUGCACUGUAGUGUCCUACCUUGUCAGUACUAGGAAUGGACUUCCUGUCCCAACUGUCCAGAGCCUACCUGCUGACUUUGACAGCUAUCAGUUAUGAACACACAACCAUUUGCAUCAGAUUAUUUAGGAAGAUGGAAGGACAGUUUUGUAGCUUCUCUUUUGUUCUGAAGCAGAUGGUAAUUAUCUCCUAGCCUAACUGGUAAAGAGAUUUGCAGGCAAGAGACAACAUGAAUGACCAACUCCUUUUUCAACCACAUGGCUGUCACAGUAAUUAAUUAAUAUAUAUGGCACAACAGAAUAUGCAUUCCUUGACCACUGGGGCACUCUUGGCCAAGUGCCUGCAUGCACUUAAGAAAUGAAACAGUGUCUCAGGACUGCACAUGUUCAUGUGGCUGAUUGCCUUUAGCAUGUGGCUCCUUAAUUUAAACCCCUCACAAAGUGUACGCUAAGGUUUACAUUGUACAUUAUUUAUGAUAGCUUCCUACUGGGAAAAUAGUCCACACAGGAACAAGAAGGGAAAAAUCAUAGCGAAAACAUUGUAAACUCUUUUCUUCUUUGGAAUAUAUUUAUUCUUAAAUGCA